This is a messenger RNA of Gordionus sp. m RMFG-2023, 6466 nucleotides long. RefSeq lists its product as uncharacterized. NCBI's taxonomy places the organism in Eukaryota, Metazoa, Nematomorpha, Gordioida, Chordodea, Parachordodidae. Gene Ontology annotation, biological process: regulation of gene expression. The transcript has 4 exons. The record is from RefSeq and is a predicted model, not a curated record. The coding region runs from base 92 to 5425 and encodes 1777 amino acids. Gene Ontology annotation, cellular component: nucleus.
GAAAAAUCCUUCGAUAAUCUCGAUAAUAUAUAAUCAAGCCAACCAGCAAAAAAUAUCAAAAUUGAGACACUAAUUAUUAAUUCGAAAAGAGAUGGUAACUAUGGAACGCAUAUACGAUUCAGAAAUAGUUAACGAUUUUUUAUGCGAUCAAAAGGGAAAACUUUACGAGAAGCCUCCUAAACAUCUCGACAACCAAAUUUUUCCUCCCAUCCAAGACAAAAGUGACGAUAAAAUUAAAAAAGGCCAAAAAAAGUACCUCAAAAAUUCUUCGACUAAUUUUGAUAAUGUUACUGAUAGUAGCAAUGACCAUAAGCCAGGCCAUGUUUCGUUAGAUCUAGAAAGUUUUACACCCUUUCAAACAAAUUGCUCAUUAUACAUAAACCAAAAAGAUGAAUCGAUGGUCGAAAAGUCCAAAAUUGACCAUGUUUACGAAAAUUCCGAUUUCAAAUCACAACAGCAUGGUCUUAUAAGCAUCAAUGACGAUGUGGAUAAAUAUCCUUUCAUCUUGGCAGAAUAUGAUAAAUAUCGGGAUAACUCUAUUCAAGAUAAAUUAGAUAUACGUAAAAAAUAUUGCGCUACCUCAAAUCUGUACCACGAUUCAAUUCAAAUGAGCAGCUCGACGAAAGAUAGUAUAUUUAUGCAGUGUUUUGAGUGCCAUUUCAAAACUAUUGAUGCACGUGAACUCAAAUUUCAUUACCUUACUUCCCAUAAAACAGGUUAUCAAACUAAAGUUCCAAAACAUUUAUUAAAUAAUAAUAAUGAGAUUCGGAAUAAAUCUAAGACAAAUAUUUAUGAUAGAAAAGGUUCUGCUCCAGCUCGGUUAUUUAAUAUCGUUUCGGAGACAUUUAAAUCUUCUCACUCCCUUUCACCUUCUAUGCAACCCAAGCAGUCUCUUUAUACGACUGCUUCAUUUUUAUCGAACGAAAAAACUGAUAGUCUUCUUAGGACUAAUAAUAAAUGCUUUUAUAAUAAUAUAGAAAACACAAAAAGAAUGCUUUCUUUAUCUAAGCAGGAGAGCUUAAUUGCAAAUUUACCUCAAAUCAACUCCUUAUCAUCUUUUACCAACGACGACAAACUGAAAUGUUUUGAAUGUUCCUUUACUACCCCUGCCAAACACGUCAUGAUCAAACAUUACAACGCAGUACAUUCAUCCUUAUGGAACACUUUCAAUUGCUUUCUAUGCGAAAAAUCUUCAAAAACUAGACCCGGUAUUACGCGGCAUAUAUACGAGGCACAUUUAUCUAUUCUUCCACACAUCUUUGAUCACGAUAAAAACCGAUUAUUGAAACCUAGUCUAGUCAAUACCAAAAAGAUUUCUAGAGAUAUUAUGGGGAAUCCUCCUAAAAAAGAUGAAUAUAACGAAAAUGUCCACAGUACCAUGAAUUGCCAAACUACGGAUAUAGAUCAGAAUAGUUUCGGAAAAUAUAGCCAAUCAUAUAUCGAGUUAGUGGUGGAUGUUUUACGUUCCAUAGCCCAAAACUUGGGAAACCUAAUGAAUCAAAAAAAUAGAGAUAAUAGCUAUAACCAGAAAUUAGCCAUUUUAGUUGAAAAAUUAAAUUUUAAUCAACGUUUAAUACUUCAUACCUUAGUCGAAAGAGUAUUAGAAUAUUUUAGUCAACCUGAAAAUAUAUCAACUGCUAUAUCAAUGCAUACUUAUGUCACUAAAUAUAUUAAAAAUAACAGGGACGAAGAUGCAAUUACUAAUGCAAAAAACAUUGAAUCAUUUAACGACAUCUCUAAAGAUAAUUUGAUGGACCAGCAAUAUGCACAAAUGAUUUCUAACAUUAAGUCAAUGGAGAAUUCUGACUUAGGAAAUUUGAUUAAUUCAUUUUUAUCACAAGAUUUCAGACAAUUCUCAGCUAUUAAAGUACUUAAAUGCAAAUAUUUAAUACGGCGGAUAAAUGAUUUUAAAUCAGAUAACUAUUUUAAUUACAGGACUUAUUUAAUUAAUGAAAUCAGACAUUCUUCCCUUACUCACAAAACUUUGAAUCAAAAGAAAAACAUUUACCGUCUUCGGAUCUACCAUAGGAAAAAGUCAGUUUUAUGUGUAUCUGCAUCAAAACUCUCAAUACCUGACAAUGAAGAAUCUUCCACUAUUGACCAAGAUGUUUCCUCAAUUCAUUUUUAUGUCAAAUCUUUUUCUAAGUACAACUUCUUAAACAAACAAAAAUUUGUAACUCCUUUUAGAAGAAGUGAUCGAAUCAAGGCUAGGAUGUACAGUCAAUCUAUAAAAACCGAAAACUUAAAUAUAAACCGCUCAAUAAUUGAUCCACUUACUUCUAAGGUAAAAUUCAACUAUGAUAAUAAAAAUAAUAUGUUCCGCGAUAAUGUGAUGGAUGCUAUUUACGCUCAUUAUUUAAAAUAUAAAUAUAAAUUUUUCCAAAAUGAGAUAUUUGAUAGUGAUUUAAACAAUUUCACCCAAAACAGUGUAGAUCAGGAACCCAAACAUUUUUUAAUUGAAAACGAAACCAGUGACAAUCUUUUACUUAUAAACGAGGACAAGCUCAGUGACAUAGGCGAUACCACUAAAAUAUCAGAGGAUAAAAUCCCACAGAUUCAUAAAUUCAAUAAUCAUAAAAGUGUACCAACCACUGACCCUAAUCAUAUCUCUAAUUUCAAAGCGCACUAUCCCAAACUUUAUGUCUGCCCAUUCAGGUUUGAAAUGUCUUGCUCAUUCCAGACCCGCAAUAAAAAACGAUGGGCUGAUCAUUUGGAUCACCACAAAGGUCUGAAAAGUCAUAAAUGUUCUAUAUGUCACUAUAAGACCACAUGGUACGAAAAUUUAAACCAGCAUAUCAAACGAAUGCAUGCUGGUCAAGUUGUUGAUAAGUUAAUAGUCAUUGAAAAAUUACAAACGAGCCAGACAUCUCAAAUCCUUCCUAAAAUUCCUCAAAUCGUUAGGGCUCGUAUCAUGGACAAGUAUGGUUUGGCAACUAAAAAAGACACCUUUAAUUUUCAACAAAACCUUGAUAGUAUUCAAAACUCAAAGAAUGUCAAAGAAAUAAAAUUAAACAAACGCAAAUCUUUCCCCGCCAAAUUCAUAGGAAAAUCUGGGAAGGCUUUUAAAUACUUAAAAAAUUCAUUCCAAGAUAAUGACAAUGAAUAUGAUAAAUUUUACAAUAAUGAUCGCAUCGACAAAAUACCGCCGUAUAGCAUGAUAGAUCAUACAGUAGAGGAGUUCGAGGAUAGAAAAGAUACUUCAUCCUCUACAUCUAAAUUGGGUUACAUGUCAUAUCUCAAUUAUUCUAACAAAUUGAAAAAACGGCAUUUCACUUACCCACUUUCCAAGGAACACAAGUUUAAACAAACAGUCGUAAAUUCAAAUGCUAGUCUAGAUACGAUCAAAACUUUGACACAAUCUUUAAAUGAAUCAUCAAAUGUUCUCAAUAUGAACAAAAAUCCAAAAAAUGUUAAACCAAACUUCAAAGAUAAGAACGAAAUUAAUAGAAAAGGAAUAAUUAGGAACUUUCAACCUCCACAAAUUUCUGUUUCUUCAUCUCUAUCUCAAGUACCCCCUCAUCCGUAUGACUUGGUUGAAAAUUUUGUUAAAACAGGGUUUUAUCCUAGGCUACCUUUUUUAAAUUUAUCUACGAUUAAUGAAAAUUUGGAAGUGAUUAAUGGCAAGGAGGGAGAGGAAUGCAAAAAUUAUGAAGAUAGAUAUAAGGUUUACCUGGAAUAUUAUAAACAGUGUUUUGGUCCAGGAAUUAUAAAUUCGAUUCCUUAUGAUAUUAACAGUAAUGAUACCUCCUCGGGCAAACAUUUGAUUAAUAAAGAAGAUAAUCUAAUUAAAAAUUCAAUCUACAAAUCAUUUGCUGAAAAUCCAUCACCAACUAUAUCUAGACUUGAUACUAACCUUAACUUCCGUGAGAGAAAAAAUUCUUCAAGCAAUUUGAGCAUUAAAGGAAAUAUUUAUUCCAGUCCUGCUACUCUAAAGGAUUCUAUGCUUGAUAAUGGUAUUCUAAAUUCCAUAGCACCAAAUGCGAACCAAGAUAUUUUGAGUUUUAUGAACACUUUACAAUCCAUGUAUCAGCAACAACAAUCGCAGCAGCAAAAUUCUUCCAUAUUCAAUCCUUCGAACUUCCCUUUCUCUUGGCCAAAUUAUAAUUAUUUUUUAAACCCACAGCUCAUACAACUGUAUAACAACUACGAACUUAGUCAGGAAUGGUAUCAAAAACAGCAAAGAAAUGUUGGUAAUUUUGCGUCACCUUUCAGCAAUAUUAUGUGUUUCAUAUGCAGUACACCGUUAGCCUCCUAUUUCGAAAUGGUUAAACAUUUGGAAGCGUAUCAUCCGGAUUUUAACUUUCAAAACAUGGAAUAUGCCAACCGAUCGAACGAAUGUAAUUUCGAAAAAGAGAGAUUUUCAGAAGGGGGGCUUUAUCCGAAUUCUCUGUUCCCAACUAAUGAUAUGCAAUUCCCCAAUUUUGCUACCGAACUGCUUAAACAAGUCACUAAAUCUCACAAUAACGAUUUAGUCCAUAAUUUUUAUGAUGCUUUCCCAACGGUUCGCCUAGAAUCGAAUGUGAAAAAAACUCAUAAGCAACAAACUCACAAAAACAAAAACGCGCCAAAAGCUAAGAAAGUUAAUUAUAUCAAGAAUCAUUCUAAAACAUUGCAAGAUCGCAAAACCUCGCUAACCUCUGAAUUCUCAUCAGAAUCUUCCGCAGUCAAUCACCCUGGCAUAAAAGGUGAAUGCGCUUACAACGACGAAACAUUUGAGUUUAGCGGGGAUUAUAGUAAUUCCGACAGCUUCUUUAUGUAUAAAAAUAAAAUAGAAAAUAACAUUGUGAUAGACUCAUCUAAUGAGCACAAUAAUUCUUUUCAUGUAAAUAUUACUAGGAUUGAAGAUGGUGAUCUCAUUAAUUUAUCAAUAAGUCCUGACAAAAGAAAAAUAACUGAAGAAAGUUUGAGAGAUAGAUUUUUUUCAUCUGUUAAUAGCAAUUCUCAUUUGCCUUGGAAUAUCGGCCCAGAAGUGAGUCUAUACCAAUCAUCAGGACCUAAGAGUUUUACAAAUAAUUACACUCCCGAUUCAUCUACCACCCUCUACGAAAAUACCGCUGAGAUCAAUAUCGAUAGUAAAGAUAUUCAUGCGGAUGUUAUAGAACCCAAGUUUACUCCCAAUAAAGAUGAUUCAAAUCCGAGUCUAACCAAUUUCAUUGAUCAUGAUACAUCGAUAGAAACGUCAAACAUUCCUCUAAAUCUUCUUAACAACACUCACGCGGUUAGCGGAGGAACUAAACGACAAAGGACACAUAGAUGUACUCUCCCAGGUUGCAAUUUUGAGGCCUAUGAUAAAAAUCGUAUGUUAGAUCAUUUGGCAGCCCAUCGAGGCGAAAAGCCUCAUGGUUGCCCUUAUUGCGAAUUUCGAACCUCAUGGCGUUUUAACAUAAAAAAUCACAUAAGGAGCAAGCAUCCUACCAUGUUAUAAUAUUUUUUUUUCUUUUGAUCUGAAUGAAUCAUAAAAAAAUUAACCCCUUGUUAACCCUAGUAGUAUAUCUUUUUUCAAAAGGAUUGCAAAAAAUCGUGAAAUUAUUUUAGCGCCCAAUGCAAAGUAAUUUUGUUAGAAUUUUUUAUUAUAAUAUAUAUUUUUCUAAACUCCUUUUGAAACAUUCCACUUAUUAACUUUCUCAUGAUUAACAAAUUUCAAAGGCAAUUUCUAGUCGAAAUCAAAUAUCAAUAAAAAAAAGUGAUUUAAAUUGGACACAAUAAUUAAAAAUUAAAUGUUAGAAGCUUUAUAUAAUUUAAUUAUCAUUAAUGAGUGGUAGAUUUUACUAAUUUUAUUAUAGUGAUUAAAUUAAUAUAAUAAUUUUAUUGCCAUCUUAAAUAACUAAACCAAAAUUUUAAUCUAUUAUUAUAUUAUGAUAUGAUUGCAUAUAAAAUUUAUGAUUCCAAAUUCUAGUCAUAAAAUUGAAUUAAUUUAUCAUAUACUAAUCUUUAUAAGUAUUUAUCAUAAUAUCUAGUCAAAUAUUCCCAUAUUAUUUCCAACGAAUUUAUAGAUAGUUUUUUUUCUUAUUUUAUUGCGAAAUUGCCUUUUUUAACAAAUUUUUUAUUAGGUUUUAAAUUUGUUGAAAUUGAUUAGAAUUUCACUUUGCUCUCAUUUGAAAAUCUUCAUUUUUAUAAAUUUCAAAAAAGCCAAAAAUUAUUAAAUGAUAUCAAAAUCUUAACAGAUAAUAUUACAUAUAUUUACACUUUUAAUUUUAGAUGCUAAUCAACAAUUAAAAUUUUAUUUUACUUACCAUUUGCUGCCAAAUUAUGUCAAACUUAGAAAGAGAUUUACUGUUAAAUUUCUGUAAUUUUCUGUCGAUUUAUAUAUUUUUAAUUCUAUUUCAUUCUACACAUUAUUUUUCUUUGUGAAUUACUAAUUAUAUGAAAUGAUACCUCUAAACCGAUCAAUAUUCAAUUAGCGCCCUCUAACUACCCCGAAUUUUAUAGUUUAUUGCCAAAUUUAUAAAUAAAACUUAAUCUUAUA